AUGGCGACUGCCCUGAAACAGCCUAUAAUCAAGCAGCUGACACUAGCUUUACUAAAGCCAGACAUUUGCGCCGAUGCAGCAUUACCACCAAAGAUCUACCAGGCACUCAAUGCAAAGAAUUUAGACAUUGUGCAGCAACGACAAGUGCUUUGGACCGAAGAGGAUGCUGGGUCCUUUUAUGCAGAGCAUAAAGGGAAAUUCUUCUAUCAGCGGCUGUGUGGAUACAUGACGAGUGGCCCCUUCCAAGCAUUGAUAUUAUCUUCUCCAAAUGCUAUCAAGGAAUGGCGAGCAUUGAUAGGUCCUACUCAUCCUGUCCGUGCCCGUAUCCAUCAACCAACCACCCUUCGAGCAUUGUAUGGCUUGACUGAUACCCGAAACUCAUUCCAUGGAUCAGAUUCGGAUGAAACAGCAAAGAAUGAGAUUGGCCUCUUUUUUCCCGAGUUUGAUGUGGAUGCAUGGCAUAGAAACAACAACAGCAACAAUUAA
This is a messenger RNA of Zychaea mexicana, 486 nucleotides long. Its product is annotated as nucleoside diphosphate kinase. Lineage: Eukaryota; Fungi; Mucoromycota; Mucoromycetes; Mucorales; Lichtheimiaceae. The record is from RefSeq and is a predicted model, not a curated record. Gene Ontology annotation, biological process: GTP biosynthetic process; UTP biosynthetic process; CTP biosynthetic process. The transcript has 4 exons. The coding region runs from base 1 to 486 and encodes 161 amino acids. Gene Ontology annotation, molecular function: nucleoside diphosphate kinase activity.